Gekko japonicus is the source of this 1227-nucleotide messenger RNA. It is a transcript of the gene ARC, whose product is annotated as activity-regulated cytoskeleton-associated protein. Lineage: Eukaryota; Metazoa; Chordata; Lepidosauria; Squamata; Gekkonidae. The transcript has a single exon. Gene Ontology annotation, biological process: modulation of chemical synaptic transmission; positive regulation of AMPA receptor activity. The record is from RefSeq and is a predicted model, not a curated record. Gene Ontology annotation, molecular function: mRNA binding. The coding region runs from base 1 to 1227 and encodes 408 amino acids.
AUGCAGUUGGAGAACGUCAACCACGGGAAUCUCCACUCCUUCCAGGGCCACCGCGGCGGCGUGGCCAACAAGCCCAACGUCAUCCUCCAGAUAGGGAAGUGCAGGGCCGAGAUGCUGGACCACGUCAGGAGGACCCACCGGCACCUCCUGACCGAGGUCUCCAAGCAGGUGGAGCGCGAGCUGAAGGGCCUGCAGAAGUCGGUGGGGAAGCUCGAGAACAACCUCGAGGACCACGUCCCCUCGGCGGUUGAGAACCAGAGGUGGAAGAAGUCCAUCAAGGCCUGCCUGUCUAGGUGCCAGGAGACCAUUGCUCACUUGGAGAGGUGGGUCAAGAGGGAGAUGAAUGUCUGGAAGGAAGUGUUUUUCCGCCUGGAGAGAUGGGCUGACCGGCUGGAGUCCGGAGGGGGGAAAUACUGCCAUGGGGAUAACCACAGGCAAACGGUCUCUGUCGGGGUCGGAGGCCCAGAAGUCAGGCCUAGCGAAGGGGAGAUCUAUGAUUAUGCGCUGGACAUGAGUCAGAUGUAUGCCCUGACUCCUCCCUCGCCGGGAGAUGUCCCUGUUGUGUCUCAGCCCCACGACUCCUACCAGUGGGUCACUGUCCCGGAGGAUACCCCACCCUCCCCGGUGGAGACCCAGAUCUUUGAGGACCCAAGAGAGUUCCUGACUCACUUGGAGGACUAUUUGAAGCAGGUGGGUGGGACCGAGGAGUACUGGCUCUCUCAGAUCCAGAACCACAUGAACGGCCCGGCCAAGAAGUGGUGGGAGUACAAGCAGGACUCUGUCAAGAACUGGCUGGAGUUCAAGAAAGAGUUCCUGCAGUAUAGCGAGGGCACCUUGACCCGGGACGCCAUCAAGGAGGAGCUGGAUCUCCCCCAGAAAGACGGGGAGCCCUUAGACCAGUUCCUCUGGCGGAAGAGGGAUCUGUACCAGACCCUCUACGUUGAGGCCGAUGAGGAGGAAGUCAUCCAGUAUGUCGUGGGCACGCUCCAGCCCAAGCUGAAGCGCUUCCUCAGCCACCCUUACCCCAAAACUUUAGAACAGCUGAUCCAGAGAGGCAAGGAAGUUGAGGGCAACUUAGAUAACUCUGAGGAGCCCACCCCACAGAGGACUCCCGAGCACCAGCUAUGCGGCUCGGUCGAGAGCUUGCCCCCUUCCUCGACCGUUAGCCCCGUGGCGAGCGAUGGGACCCAGCCCGAAACGUCUCCUCUGCCGGCCACCGUGAUCUGA